Kuraishia capsulata CBS 1993 is the source of this 1620-nucleotide messenger RNA. RefSeq lists its product as uncharacterized. Gene Ontology annotation, molecular function: ATP binding; protein kinase activity. Bases 1 to 1620 code for a protein of 539 amino acids. Gene Ontology annotation, cellular component: nucleus; cytoplasm; site of double-strand break. The record is from RefSeq and is a predicted model, not a curated record. The transcript is spliced from 2 exons. NCBI's taxonomy places the organism in Eukaryota, Fungi, Ascomycota, Pichiomycetes, Pichiales, Pichiaceae. Gene Ontology annotation, biological process: mitotic G2 DNA damage checkpoint signaling; protein phosphorylation.
AUGUCAUACUCGAUCCAGCUGUCACAACUGGAACCGCUGCCUCGACUGCCCAACUUAAGGUUCGGCAAGACAAUAGGUCAUGGCUCUUUUGGAAUAGUAAAAUCCGCCUCGGUGUCGGGCUCCAUAGUCGCAGUUAAGCUGGUAAACAGGCGAAUGGCUCUCAAGCAAGGCGUAACAGCAGAGACGUUUGGUAGAGAAGCCAUUAUCCAGCAAAAGUGCUCGAAACACCCAAACGUGGCCAAAUACGUGGACUGCGGCUACGAUGAUAGUUGGUUCUGGCUGGCGAUGGAGUUCGGAGCCAACGGUGAUCUUUUUGACAAGAUUGAGCCAGACAAGGGUGUUGAUGAAGAGAUAGCCCACUUCUAUUUCAAACAGCUGGUCAGUGCCACCAACUACAUUCAUUCUAUCGGAGUGGCACAUAGGGAUAUCAAGCCUGAAAAUAUUUUAUUGGACAAGCGCGGAAACCUCAAAUUGACAGAUUUCGGAUUGGCUACGGUAUACAAGUCUUCCAAAGGAGCUCGUCGAAUGGCCAAUACACCGUGUGGUUCUCCGCCUUAUUUAGCCCCAGAGGUUGCUGAGGGAUUAGGAUAUGAUCCUGAGAAAAGUGACGUUUGGUCCAUUGGAAUUGUGCUGUUUGUGCUUUUGUCUGGACAGACACCCUGGGAGAUGGCUCACGAGACAGACCCCGACUUCCGCGAUUAUCUAGAUUCGAAAGGAACCCCUUUAACACCUCCAUGGAACUCGUUUGGGAUCGGAGUAACGUCGCUUCUGAGAUCAGUUUUGAAAAGAGGAGCAGACCAGCGAUUGGCAGUGGAUGCUAUUCUCAAACAUCAUUGGACGGCCAAGAAGAACUUCUUCGAGAAUCCCGAAAACGGCCAGUGCAAAGACCCGUACACGCUGACAGCUACUCUUCUGGGCAACCUACGCGUGAGUCUUUCUGAUGAUGAGUUUAACCAUAUCACCAAGAGUACUCAACACAGCUUUACCAGUCAUAUGGCUAAGUCGCAGCCAGAUGUGGUGGUGGUCGACGACGAAGAAGAUGGCGCAGACGGGUUCCAUGCAGUCAGUGCUACUCAGCGUGAAUACACAGAACACGACCGGAAGCGGCUUCGACUCAAGCUCCACGAAGAAGAUAAGGCAAUGGCGUACGCGGUUCGCGAUCCAGCCGUUCUUCAGUUCCGUGAUGGAGGAAAGCUGGAAACCAGACAGAAGAUCGAGGAAAUGCUCAAGGGUCCUAACAAAAUGCUUGUACAGAGUCUCACACACUUUCUGUCUCUUUUACCUCUUGGAUCACUGCUCAAACUCAUUGUUGACUCACUUAAUAAGCUGGGAUUGCUCUCUGAUAGAGAGGCCGAUGCAGAGGAAUGGAUUGACAAUCACGAUAACUCUGAUGUUGCGAUUAAUAUCCCUGUCAACGGGAAGGACAGAUGUAAUAUGAGAAUGAUUGGGUUCAUCCGUGUAUCGCGGGCGGUUGAAGGGUCUGAUCUUCGGAAAGUUGAGUUCUGCAAGGUGAGGGCCGAUCCGCUUGAAUGGCGAAGGUUCUUCAAGCUGGUGAGCUUGAUGUGCCGUGAUGGUAUUUAUACCGGUGAAAAAAGCCAGAGCCAAGACGGUUAUGAUUAG